CCCAUCGCCGGCAGCCGCUGCAACCCUUGAACCAUCUCCGUCACUCGUUGGAAUUGUAGCAGAUACCACCUAAGCUUCGAAAACGCGCUGCAGCACGCCCAGGAUGGCUGCCAACGGUGCUGCCCGUAAAGCUCCCCCGGCUUCAGCUAAAAACAGCAUUAUCGACACAGAUGCUAUAAGGGACGCCAUGCCAGCAGAUAAGAAGGACAAGGUCACGCUGAAGCUCAAGAAAGCGGUGUCCAAGCCUUCCAUACCCGGAAAUUGGAAGGAGAGCGAUGCCAGCAACAAAGACACUCCUAUCGCAGGAAGCACAUCCCCGAUCGUGAACGGACAAGAGGAGAAGACGCUCGCCGGCUUUCCGAGUGGCCGCCCCGUCGAUGACAAAGUAGACACGGUGCAGUGCAAGCAUUGCCGCCGCCCUGUCCUCCGCGCCUCUGCUGCGACCCAUAUCCGCGACUGCCUGAGCAAGAAGCAGGAGAAGCUGAAGAAGAAAAAGGAGGCCAAAGAAGCCAAAGACGCUGCGCUGCGCAAGGAGAAGGGCGAGGACGACGACAGUGGUAAGAACGCGCGCAAGGCAAUCAAAGGCACCGUCGACGGAGAAGGCGCGAAGAAGGGAAAGAAGAGGAAGAUCGAAGAUUACGAUGGGAAGCCUGGCCCCAAGAAAAAGAAGAAGGACGAGCCCAAGCCAAAGGGAGCGAAACCGAAGGGACCUGUUGACGUCGAGAAGCAGUGCGGUGUUGCGCUGCCUAAUGGCGGCUUCUGCGCGCGUAGUUUGACGUGCAAGAGCCAUAGCAUGGGUCUGAAGCGCGCCGUGCCUGGACGAAGCUUGCCGUACGACAUGCUGCUAGCCCAGUAUCAGAAGAAGAACCAGGCGAAACAGCAGCGUGCUGCCAUUGAUGCCAACGCUCCACUCCCCGAAGAUCUCGAACCCUCAGGCGCCGUCGACUCCGACGAGGAGAAAGAAGCCAUCAUGGCCGCCCUCGCUCGCCAUCGCCCCCGACCGGUCGUCACAUUUACCCCCGUCUCGCUCCAGGCCAAAUACCAGCACCGACGUAUGAAAGAUAUGCUCCGUUCCUGCCUCGGCAAUCCUCCUGGCGCCUCCAUUUAUGGCCAAAACCCCGACACAAUGGGCGCCGUGCGUGGCCUCGCCCUCUCCAAUGGUAUGAUGCCCGGGAGCGCUACAUCAGAGAACUUUCCCAACAGCGCAGGCGGGAUGGGUGGCUUUGGAGCGUCGAUGAGCACAGGCCUGGAUGGGCCGGGAAGCAGGAGGCCGAGCGCCAUUAACAUGGGAAAUGCGGGUGGUCCGAGGAUGAUUGCGCCCGGUCAGUUGCCCGGUCCGGGUCCGCAGAGGAAGGGAAGCAUGGCUAGCGUCGCGAGCGUGGGUGCCUCGUAGGUUGGUGCGCCUGCGAAAAUGUCAUGGAUCUUGGAAUGGUUGGGAGGGCUAUAGAAGAGGCGUUUUUGGGUCUGGAUUCAGUGAUACCCUGGGGGCGUUAUUACAUCAUGGGUUGGGCGUGGGAUUCCUUCGCAUACUGCAUUUUUAUGGACCGCAAGGGCGUGCCAUGCAGGGCUAGUUGACUUUGGCAUACACCGCCUGUUCUUUGGCGGAUGGGAGUCACACAUCACACCAUGAAGGGCUUGCUCAUUCAAGCGUGGUGGGAGCAAGCAUGCUAGGGUGAGGUAGCAAGCCUGAUUUCCGUAC
Paraphaeosphaeria sporulosa is the source of this 1699-nucleotide messenger RNA. Its product is annotated as SCA7-domain-containing protein. Bases 104 to 1393 code for a protein of 429 amino acids. Gene Ontology annotation, biological process: regulation of transcription by RNA polymerase II; RITS complex assembly; regulatory ncRNA-mediated heterochromatin formation. The record is from RefSeq and is a predicted model, not a curated record. NCBI's taxonomy places the organism in Eukaryota, Fungi, Ascomycota, Dothideomycetes, Pleosporales, Didymosphaeriaceae. The transcript has 4 exons. Gene Ontology annotation, cellular component: SAGA complex.